UUUCUCCUCGGACCAAGAUGACUGAUGGGAACCUUUCCGCCUCUACAAAUGGCGUAGCCUUGAUGGGCCUUCUGGACGCUCGGCCAGGAAACAUUCAGAACCUGCACCCCUUGAACCUCAAGGCGCCCCGCUCCCUCUCGCUGCCGGAGUCCGGGCCCCAGCUGAAACCGGGUGCUUUGGAGGACCGGCACAGCCUCAAUUCGGUGGACUCGGGUAUUCCCACCCUAGAGAUCGGCAACCCGGAGCCCGUGCCCUGCAGCGUGGUGCACGUGAAGAGGAAGCAGUCGGCGGCAGAGGUCGUCCCUGAGCGGGCCUGCCAGAGCGCGUGCCCGCUGCCGUCCUGCGCGCCCCCGGCCCCGGGCAGCGGCGCCGAGCGGGAGCCGAGCGUGCGCAAGUCCUCCACGUUCCCCAGGACGGGCUAUGACUCGGUGAAGCUCUACAGCCCCAGCUCCAAGGCCCUGAACCGCAGCGACAAUGUGUCUGUCUGCAGCGUGUCCAGCCUGGGCACGGAGCUGUCCACCACGCUGUCCGUCAGCAAUGAGGACAUCUUGGACCUCGUGGUCACGAGCAGCUCCAGCGCCAUCGUGACCCUGGAGAACGACGAUGACCCCCAGUUCACGGACGUCACCUUGAGCGCUGGCAAGGAAGCCCGUGACCUACGCCCGCCAGACGGUGCCGACCCCACCGAGGAGGGGCGGAAACUGAGGCUGUUGGGGCCGUUCAGUAGCUUCUUCACACGGAAUUUGCUUGCUAGAAAACAAAAUGCAAGGCUCGACAAACAGAACGACUUGGGAUGGAAGUUAUUUGGAAAAGUACCACUCCGAGAGAAUGCUCAGAAAGAUUCGAAGAAAAUGCAAAAGGAAUGUGAAGACAAGGCUGGACGACCUAGCAGGCCACCCUCUCCAAAGCAGAAUGUGAGGAAGAAUCUUGAUUUUGAGCCACUUUCCACCACUGCCCUCAUCCUGGAAGACAGACCAGCAAACCUCCCAGCGAAGCCAGCUGAAGAAGCUCAGAAACACAGGCAACAGUAUGAAGAAAUGGUGGUUCAAGCCAAAAAACGAGAGCUGAAAGAAGCCCAGAGGAGGAAAAAACAGCUGGAAGAAAGAUGCAAAUUAGAAGAAAGUAUUGGAAAUGCGGUCCUUACUUGGAACAAUGAGAUUCUGCCCAACUGGGAGACCAUGUGGUGCUCUAGAAAAGUUCGAGAUUUGUGGUGGCAGGGCAUCCCUCCCAGCGUGAGAGGCAAAGUCUGGAGCUUAGCCAUCGGCAACGAGCUGAACAUCACCCACGAGCUUUUUGACAUCUGUCUUGCCCGAGCCAAGGAGAGGUGGCGGUCCUUCAGCACAGGAGGCUCCGAAGUGGAGAGUGAAGAUGUUGGUUUUUCAGCAGCAGACAGAGAAGCCAGCCUGGAGCUUAUUAAACUGGACAUUUCCAGAACGUUUCCUAAUCUCUGCAUUUUCCAGCAGGGUGGUCCGUACCAUGACACGUUGCACAGCAUUCUGGGCGCUUACACUUGUUACCGGCCGGAUGUGGGUUACGUUCAGGGCAUGUCCUUCAUAGCGGCAGUGUUGAUCCUGAACUUGGACACUGCAGAUGCCUUCAUUGCUUUCUCUAAUCUUCUGAAUAAACCCUGUCAAAUGGCGUUUUUCCGAGUGGACCAUGGCCUUAUGUUGACUUAUUUUGCUGCAUUUGAGGUAUUCUUUGAAGAAAAUUUGCCGAAAUUAUUUGCUCACUUCAAGAAAAACAACUUAACUCCGGACAUCUACCUAAUUGAUUGGAUCUUCACUUUAUACAGCAAAUCUCUGCCCCUGGACCUGGCCUGCCGCAUUUGGGAUGUGUUCUGCCGCGACGGCGAGGAGUUCCUGUUCCGCACGGCGCUGGGCAUCCUGAAGCUCUUCGAGGACAUCCUGACCAAGAUGGACUUCAUCCACGUGGCGCAGUUCCUGACGCGGCUGCCCGAGGACCUGCCCGCCGAGGAGUUCUUUGCCUCCAUAGCGGCGGUUCAGAUGCAGAGCCGGAACAAGAAGUGGGCUCAGGUGCUGACUGCGCUGCAGAGGGACAGCCGGGAGCUGGAGAAAGGAAGCCCGUCUCUCAGGCACUGAGGAGGCAGGUGGACUUGCGCUCGGCAUGAAGCUGAUCUCCAAGUGGCACCUGUGUUGUUUCAGGCGGACACCCUGGCAGCUCCGAAGAACAGGGCUGCUUUCAUGUUUGGUUCCUAAUACUGGAGUUGGCCUUAAAACAAACAAAACUUUAAAGCAUUAAACCACGGCUUAGCCUUAAGAAGCUCGUGGAGCGAUGGCCUGGUGUCGCCCUGGCCAAGCACUGCAUACUCUGCAUGGUUAAAAUAGGGCAGCGGCUAAUUCCCGCCCCUCGUUUCAGCAGAAGUUCAUUAAAUUGUAAUGUUUUUACGUCAGCUACUGGGAAGUACGUUACAGUCUCUCGUGGCCAAGGUGCAUGAGAAAUGUCAUUGGGAGGCCUCAGGACGUCCCUGGCUUGUGUUUUCAUGUUUUAGUGAGAAAGGGAUUGCCAGCUUAGUCAUGGAGACAGCCCUUUCCAAGCUGGAGGUCGUGUUCUGAAGCCCCUACCCCAGGGAAGCGGGCUCUCACAGGCAGCCGCCGAUGUGGGCCCAGGCUCGGCACACGGUCUGACCUUCAGGCAGGCCAGUUACCUUGUUGCCUUGACAAAACUCCAGCACGAGGGAGGGUUCCAGCGGGCGUGCUGUCCGUGCGGGGCUGGCUCCUGCGCCUGCUGAGCGAUGGCGCUGAGCUGGAGCAGGGAGAGACAUGCCGCCGGCAAUAGAGGCGGAAUUGGUGCUGGUGGGAGGCCGGACAAGCUGCCCCUCUGAGCUGGAGGGGCCCAGAUCCGCCCCCCUCUCGCACCCUGCUCCUCUCUGGGCAGUGGGCAGGGACCCCCCUUGCGCGUUGGAGACGCACGGUUGUAAGGACUGAGGAGCGGCAGCACAGCCAGCAGCCCACGGGCCUGGCGGUCCUCCGUGUCCCCGCGUGGCUGGCUCUCCCCGGGUUCCGUAGCCACAUUUGAGUUCCAGCUGUUGCUCGGCUGACUUGGAAAGCUUGGUGUCGAGGACUGUGGUUAUCCAAAUUCAGAGACGUGAGCAGUCUGCAGAGAUGUCCAGAGGGCAGGCAGGUCUCCAUGGACACAGGUUCCUGCGUGCUACUGAGUUGGGCUCUGGGGCGCUCUGUAGGCCGGGUUCAAGGGCACCUGUGCCCGCAGCCCUUCCCAGCCACCGUCCCACCCCCAGGAGGGCCCGCGGCUCUGAGCUGUGGUGGGGAGCCGUGGGAGGGUCGAGCCCAGCGGUGGCCUUCUCGUAGGUUUUCUGUAUCUGCCAUUCCCGCGAUGACACUUCAGGUGCAAGCCAGUUGCUGUCCUUGUGACUCCGUCCUGGGCCGUGUUCCGUGUGUGGUUGUCCCUCACGUUCCUGACAGCUCUCGAGGAGGUUCCCGAGCAUCCUGUGCACCACUUUCUGCCUCAGCCUUUAAACGCCGACCCGCCCGACCUCUGGGGGAGGCGUUCUGUCUCCACCGCGCCCGGCAGCCUUCCCUGAGGGCGCGGGGCCGUGGUUGACCCCGGCCUGGGGGACGGGCCGCCAGCCCCUCCCGCUGCUCCUCGCAGAUGCCCUUGGUUUUGUUCCGUGAGGUGGGCUUUCUGUUCCUGAGAGAUGUAUAUAUUUUCUUACUGUACAUAAGAUGUUCCUUAAGUGCUGGCAGAAAGCGAUUCGGCGGGGCCGAGGGCCGCGCUUCAGAAAGUGUUAGUGGAGCUUCACGCAGUCAGACCCCAGUCCUGACCGUUGUCGUUCAGCUUGACUAGCAUCUCUUUGGGAUAGGACGCUGCUGCAGUACGUUUUUAAACAGGACUCCAGGCCAAUCCAGAGUACUUGCAAAUCUUCAGUUCUGAGGAGGUUUUUGUGACCUGUUCGGGGACCACACGAGGUCUUGCUGGUUUGCUGUGUCCACUUCAGAGGCCGGGCGUUCUGAGUCCCUCUCUGGGGUCGCCACCCCUUCCGCGAGGGCAGGGAGCUGCCAGGCCACCCGGGGCUGCGUUUCUCUGACGUUCUCGUUUAGGAAAACGAGAGACUGACCUUGAAAUGCUGCCGCCUUGGGAAGCCAGCCCUUCCGCCUCCCUACGCCACUGAUUUUCAGAAUGUGAGACUUCAGGUUGGGACCUUGGUGCAGCUGGCCCUUUAGAGUCAGAAGCUAUGUCCCCACCAGUCCCUGAAAUCCUAUCUGGAAAAAAGGCUCACUUUAAAAAGGUACUUUUUAACUGCUCAGUUUUUGACUAUUUUAAAUAGUUGCUGAUAGGAAACUCCUGAUAACACUUGCUACUUAUCAUGUUUUAAUUGCUUGUACAGUUAACCUUUAAUUUUAUUUAGUAAAGUGUAUCAAACUAGGGCUUUUUGAAUUGUACAUAUGUGGUUUUAUUAAAUAAAAGUCAUGUAAAAUUGUUAC
Sus scrofa (pig) is the source of this 4460-nucleotide messenger RNA. The record is from RefSeq and is a predicted model, not a curated record. Lineage: Eukaryota; Metazoa; Chordata; Mammalia; Artiodactyla; Suidae.